AUGUGCUUUGAAGCACUUGAUCAGACGCUCAGAGAUCUUACGUUAGUUACCAAUCAACAUAAGAUACAUCAACCAUUUGGUGGUAAGAUUGUGGUUCUAGGAGAUGAUUUCAGACAGAUACUUCUAGUGAUUUUGAAAGAGAGUAGACACGAUAUAUUGUCAUCAACUAUUAACUCAUUCCAUAUGUGGUCAUUCUGUAAGGUUUUGAAGCUUCAUAUGAAUAUGAGGCUUCUAAUGUCUUCUUCAGAUCAACAUGAUGGCGAAAUAAAGAGAUUUGCUAAUUGGAUACUUGAUGUUGGAAAUAAAAAUAUUAGUUCUGUUGUUGGUGAUAAGUCAGAAGUUGAAAUUACAGAUGAUCUAUUGAUUAUAACUACUGAUGACCCUCUCUCUCAUUUGGUAUACUUUGCACAUUCAAAUUUCUUGCAAAACAUGUCAGAUUACAUGUAUUUUCAGAGUAGGAUAAUUCUUGCAUCCACGCUUGAAAGUGUCGAGAAGGUAAACGAUUUCAUCUUGACAAUCUUUUCAGGGAUGGAAAAGGAGUAUCUAAGUUAUGACACAACAUGUCAAGUUGAUGAGAAUAAAGAUGUACAACAAGAAUUGUUCACACUAGAGUUCCUAAAUGACAUCAAAUAUUCGGGACUACCCAAUCACAGGUUGACUUUGAGGCUAGGAGUCGCUAUAAUGCUACUGUGA
Messenger RNA from Arachis ipaensis, 693 nucleotides. RefSeq lists its product as uncharacterized. Gene Ontology annotation, molecular function: DNA helicase activity. Gene Ontology annotation, biological process: DNA repair; telomere maintenance. Lineage: Eukaryota; Viridiplantae; Streptophyta; Magnoliopsida; Fabales; Fabaceae. The record is from RefSeq and is a predicted model, not a curated record.